This is a messenger RNA of Arabis nemorensis, 921 nucleotides long. NCBI's taxonomy places the organism in Eukaryota, Viridiplantae, Streptophyta, Magnoliopsida, Brassicales, Brassicaceae. The record is from the annotation of a GenBank genome assembly.
AUGUCAGAAUCUCCUGAUAAGAAGAUGAAACCCACUGAAGAUCUGCAUGAAGAUACGGUUGAGCAUAUACUAUCAACCUUCCUUCCCAUUCAGUCCUUUUUACGAAGCCGCAUGGUGUCCAAAAGAUUCAGGAACACAGAGAUUCGAUGCAAAGACCUUGAUUUCAGCGGAUUAUAUUCAGUGAGGCGAAGACAGUUAAAAGUUGUACAAAUCAUCGAAAGUGUUUUUAAUCAGCACAAAGGAUCAGAGAUCAACCGAUUUGUUCUCAUUAUCAACCAUACUGGCGUGGAGGAUAAGAUACUUUCGUGGAUCAAUACGUGUCUAGUGACAAAAGAUAUGAUAGAUGCAAUAUUCAAAAACUGCAUCUACCUUGAGACGCUUGAACUAAUCAAAUGCGGAAUGAACGAGGUAUUGAGCAUCAAUGCUCGGAAUCAUAAGAAGUUUAAAUCGCUGGUCGUGUAUUCUAUGCCAAAGGUCUGGCACAUCGUUUUGGAUGCACCAACUCUUGAAUGCUACAAAUAUGAUGGACCUGUCAGAGCUCCAACAAUUUGCUCUCUGUUUGACAUUGCUGAGUUCCUCAAACAAUGCCCCAAACUUGAAAAGGUUUUGAUCGAUAUAAGUGAUUUCACAUUUGAACCUACUGGUUACUGGGAUCUUCAUCUGAAGGUUGGUAUUCAGAAGGACUACAAAGAAUAUGACUUAACGUCUAUCAAAGAAGUCGAGAUCAAUGGCUACAAAAGCCACUGGCAUGAGCUUGAUAUAGUGGAGUUCUUUGUCUUGAAUGCACGAUCUCUAGAGCAUUUGAUUUUGAAGUCUCCUAGAAACCGAAAGUCCAAACGAUUUCAAACCGAUGAGAGAAGGAUGAGUUACAUCAAAAGCAUAUCUCCAAAGAAAUAUCUCAUAAAGUUUAUCAAAGGUUAA